This is a messenger RNA of Annulohypoxylon truncatum, 2034 nucleotides long. Its product is annotated as FAD-binding domain-containing protein. Bases 255 to 1730 code for a protein of 491 amino acids. NCBI's taxonomy places the organism in Eukaryota, Fungi, Ascomycota, Sordariomycetes, Xylariales, Hypoxylaceae. The transcript has a single exon. Gene Ontology annotation, molecular function: FAD binding. The record is from RefSeq and is a predicted model, not a curated record.
UGAUCGGGUAGCAGGUUAAUAAUACCACCGCCCAGCCCUUACUCGACCGUUAUACAAAGGGAGCGCUAAUACCUCAAACAGAAAUUGUGUUGUGAAGAUUGUUUUCCCUUUUCGUAACCGGAGCGGACUGGAUUCGAUGAGAACUUCGGGAACAUAAUUCAAAAUCAUUCCGCCGUCUACUUCUCUGGCUCUUUUAGAAUCAUCGCCCAAUACACAAACUCGGGUUUAUCCUGUGAAGUCAAGAUAACCGCGAAAUGACGGCCGAGCAAGCUGUUAAUGCGCUGCAGCAUGAUUUCCCCAGCGAACAGCUUCCUCUGCCAGGUACAGAGGCGUAUGAAACUUUCAACAACGUUUACCUCUCUGCCCGUCAAAGUGACUACGCUCCUGCGGCGAUCUUCCAGCCCAAAAACGCAAGCGAAGUAACUGCCUUUCUCCAAAUUGUCAAGGAAAACGGCGUGCAGUUCGCGAUUAGGGGUGCUGGCCAGCAGCCUCUGGAAGCUUGCUCGAACAUCCAGGACGGCAUCACGUUGGAUUUGAGCCGUCUGACGGGCAUUGAACUCAAGCAAGGCUUUGUGUCUGUCGGGGCCGGCGAGCGGUGGGGACCGGUCUACGAGAUAGUGCAAGCUGCUGGACUCGGUGUGGGGGGAAGUCGGUCUGCCAAAGGCGGGAUCGGCGGACUCUCGCUUUCUGGUGGCCUUUCCUUCUUCUCUUCGCGAGAGGGUUUCAUCUGCGACAAUGUCGUCAAUUUCGAGGUUGUUCUCGCCUCGGGCGCCGUGGUCCAGGCCAACGCCCAUCAAAACGCGGAUCUUUGGAGGGCGCUCAAGGGUGGUGGCAAUAAUUUCGGCGUCGUGACGCGCUACGAUCUGCGCACUUUCCCCCAGCAACCCUUCUGGGGCGGCGCCGUCUUCUACUUAGCCUCGGAUGCCAACUACCCGAAACAGGUCGAAGCUUUAGUCGACGAGGUCCGCAAGCCCGAUCCUUCCGACGAAACACACAUAAUGGUCAACCUGGGCUACUCGGCACAGUUUGGCGACAAUAUGAUGGGCCUGAACCAGGUUUAUUACACCGGUGGAGAUGCCGCUUCGGUCUACGGUGUCAAGGAUCUGGGAACGGGCAAGAUUGGUGUUCCGCCUAUGCUUGAGCCGUUUACCAGCGUUCAGCCGCAGCUGGACCAGCUCAGCUCGCUCCGCGUCAUGACGCUGAUGGAAGGUGCUACGGAGCACGCCGUCAUGGCGUCGGAUCGUGUCCGUUGCGCUUACAUGAACUGCACCUUGCGUGCUGAUACGGCUGCUCUGCUGGCCGCGGCCGACAUAUACUCCAAGGCUAUCGACCAUCUAAAGCCUAUCGAGGGAAUCGUGUUGUGUCUCACGCUACAAGCUUAUCCAAAGUCGCUCCUACGCAAGACGAAUGAGUUCGGUGGAAAUGUGCUCGGGAUAGAUGCGGGAGAGCCUCUAGUAACAGUGCUGCUGUUGACCUACUGGAAGAACAAGGAAGAUGAUGAGCAAAUACUGGCUAUUCUUCGUGGCGCGUUGGAGGCGAUCGAAAAAGACGCCGAGAAGCGUGGCCAGCGGGUGCCCUACAUCUACCUAAACUAUGCGUCCGGCUUCCAGGACCCGUUCACGUCCUACGGCGAAGAGAAUAAGAAGUUCCUGCAGGAGGUGAGCCGUAAAUACGAUCCUGAAGGUCUAUUUCAGAGGAACGUUCCUGGCGGGUUUAAAUUAUUUGCUUAAAAGGUCCUUUAUUCGUUUUUGCCGAAAUUUAGAUGAGAGUCAAGUUCUUUCCUGGUGGUAACAAGAGGAGUAAAGUAACUCGGCAAGCUUUGGCAAGAACGUCUUAAUACCUGAUACAAUAAAUAUCGUAAAUCAAAUAAUUGUUUCGUAAAUACAGUAUAUCGCAAUAGGGAUCCUAGCAAGAUCUUUAGAAAUUCCCUAUAGAUUGCAAAAAUCCCGUUACUUUUAGCGUCCUAAACCGAGACUCAGCAAGGGAUCAUCUGAUGUGCUUAGCUAAGUUCAGUGAAGGAGUAGGUACUUACAG